AUCUCUCAAUGAACACAUUCUUCGGUGCCGGCGAUGAUAAACGACGAAGGAUCAACCUUGGAGGCACCUCGUCAGCCACCUCCCAUACGUCUAUCAUCGACCAGGCCAAGGCUCGUAGGCUCGAACGCGAAGCACACAAACGGCGGACGGAUGCGGCGGUGAAGGUGCAGAGUCUAUGGCGUGGUGUUAGCACGAGGGAAGCGAUAUGCAAAGAUCUGAAGGGAGAACUGGAUGUAGGGCGUAUGAUGAACGUAGAUGAUCUUCCGCAGGCUGAACGAGAUGCAAGAUCAUUAAGAAAUCUACGGAUCACUGUCCUUCUCGGCGACGACGAGACGCUCGAUGCCUGGGCGGCUUCCCUCCCAGAUGAAGCGGCUAUUUUGGAACCGUUGCGGAAGAGUGAGCGAGAGCACUGGGCAGUGCUACUACGCCGUGCAACUGUUUUACUACUGCGAUCCGUCGCGGCCUCACCCAGGUCGGCGUCAGCGCUUGAUAAGAUCAAAGUCAUCAACGCGUUGGUUUCUCCCGAGGCAUGCUCGCGCGUUCUGGGAGACCAGGGGAGGGAAUUCUGUCAGAAUGUCAUCGCCUACGUUCUGCAACGCGGAUUAUAUGAGCUUUUGGGACGAGCAAUCAGCAAUAUCCCCCUCCAGGCCAAGAACACGCCAUCUCUUCCGUCGUUGGUCUCGUUGGCGACCGCGCCAUUUUCGUCCUUCGCUAUCGGCACUGCGGAGCAUUCCCGUGCUACGUUGGACCUGAUCAUGCGCAUCCUCACAAUCCCGCUCUUACCAAAUAGACUUCCUAUCGCAAGCCUCACUGUAUUUUCCGCUCGUCUCCCAUUCUCUGCCCUUCAUGCUGUGAACCCCGCGGGCGACUCCUCGGUGCAAAGCCUACCUUUCGAACCACGCGCGCACUUGCUGGCGAAUCUCCAAACAUUCACUCCGCCUCGGUAUGCCAAGAUCAGUCCACCCGCUUUUCAGGCAUAUCUGGCGCUCCUUGCUACUCUCCUUUCUGGCGUACCUCCCGGUAGCCUAUCUGCCAGAGUUCCUUCAUCCGCGGGUGAUCGUUCCCGACCGUUCAACGAGAACGAGAGCUCAGACUCUGAAGACGAAGCUAUUCGGGUCGAGGCCGUUUCUUCGUUUACUCCGGCGCGCCCACCUCGUUCUAUUCUCCCCGAGUUGGACGGCAAGACCGUCGCCCGUCUCUCCACCCUCGCGUCUCCCGCUCAUAUCACUUCGUUGCUGAGCGCACCUGCUGCUUCGUCAGCGGGCUCACGCCAACACAUGUUUUCGGUAUUCUUGGGUCUCUUCAACACCUUCGUCGGGGAACGGGACAAGAUAGCCAGCUGCUUAAUGGCUCAUGCGCAAGGCGGCCUGAUACGUGAACUGUACAGAGGCUACGUCAGAAUGAGCUCUUUAGGCAAGGACGGACAAGAGGACGCCUUGCUCGAUGACAAUACCGCAGGUGAAUGGGUGCCGCUGCUCCUGCUCGUGGAGGUGUACCAGCGGGCCCUCCUGACUAUGGGUGACGACGAGUUUUUUGCGAGCGCUCGAGCAAACACAGGAGUAUCGAGGGCUGCUGGCGCAGGAAAUCCGUUGACGCUGGAUGAGUUGACGGGAUGGUCCCGCCAGCUGUUGAUUAUCGCGUUCCACCUCUACUGGAGGCAAGACGCCUUCCAUCUUGCCGAAGAGAGCGGCCGCUCUAGGGGGAGAGCUGGUCUGAGUUGGGAGCAGAUACGCGACUCCGUGACGCGGUGUCUUGUGGCGAUUCACGCGAAAGACUCGCGCCGCCAAUUUACUCCCCCUGGUCACUGGAUCAUCAUACCGGACCAGGAUGUCCGGUCCUUUGUCGAAGCUGCCCUUCUCGACGUCCAGAACCUAGACUCCGAGACGUCUGCAGAAUUGGAGCGUUCUUCUCGUUUCUCUAAUCCCCGCACUCGCAAUGCCCGGUUGGCCGCUCAAAACCUUCGGAAAGCUACCAUGUUGUUCCCUAGGCUUGGCAUACUGAACAACAUACCAUUUGCCAUCCCGUUCGAUACUCGUGUCUCGAUUUUCCGGAACUUCGUCCUCCAGGACAUGCGAGAGUACAACUCGAGGGCACGUGCGUCGACACAUGACGGGUGGGAGCACGUUAGAAUCCAACAGAGGCUAGCUCGCGAUGUCUUGUCGGGCGCUGGAAGCGAUGACGAAGACGAGGAAGGUUUCCACACGCCGACGACGGUGCCGGCUCCGCAGUCAGGACAACGUAGAGUGGAAAUCAGCAGGAGUGGGCGCCAGCGCGCUGUUGUUCGGCGAGGGCAAGUGGCGAAAGAUGGGUUCGAUAGGCUCUAUGACGCCGACCUCAAGCUACCGAUUGAGAUUACUUUUAUCGACCAAUUCGGUCAAGAAGAGGCCGGUAUCGAUGGCGGCGGCGUCUUCAAGGAGUUCUUCACGUCACUUUGCAAAGAGGUUUUUGAUACCGACCGCGGCCUUUGGCUCGUUAACAAGGACAAUGAACUGUAUCCAAAUCCACACUCUUACGCUACGGAAUCUCACAGUCUCAAUUGGUACCGAUUCAUCGGCCGAAUUCUGGGGAAAGCAAUGUACGAUGGGAUCCUUGUAGAUGUUGCCUUUGCGCCGUUCUUCCUUGCCAAGUGGUUAGGAAAGCAAAGCUUCUUGGACGAUCUUGCAUCGCUUGAUCCCGAACUGUAUAAUGGCUUGAUCUUUCUCAAGAACUCCACCGAGAACCCCGAAGAGCUGUCCUUGAAUUUCACAGUGGCCGUUGAAGAGUUUGGUGUCAUGAAAACGUUGGACCUGAUCCCGAACGGUUCCAAUGUGCCGGUCACUCGCGAAAAUAAGCUGCAGUACAUAUACCUGGUCUCCAACUACCGCCUCAACAGACAGAUCAAGCGGCAAUCAGAAGCGUUCUUCGAAGGACUGUCGGAGAUGAUCGAUCCGAAAUGGCUGAGAAUGUUCAAUCAACAAGAAGUGCAGAUCCUCAUCAGCGGCGUCAACUCUCCGAUAGACAUAGACGAUCUCCGGAACCAUACCGUUUACGGCGGUCUCUACGAUGCCGGACACGAGACCAUCCAACUGUUUUGGAAGGUCGUUCACUCGUUGGAUCACAAUCAACGCCGAGACCUACUUCGUUUCGUUACGAGCUGCAGUCGUCCGCCGUUACUUGGAUUCAAGGAGCUACGGCCUAAUUUCGCGAUACGUGAUGCGGGGGGCGAUGAGGCGCGUUUGCCCACUGCGAGCACAUGCGUUAAUUUGUUGAAGCUACCUCGGUACAAGACGGAGGCGAUACUAAGAGUAAAAUUGCUGCAGGCGAUCAAUGCGAACGCGGGAUUCGACCUCUCUUAACUUCAUGCACUGUCGCGUGGCAGUCCUGGCUCUGAUUACUGUACAUUUUACAUCUCAACG
This is a messenger RNA of Punctularia strigosozonata HHB-11173 SS5, 3395 nucleotides long. Its product is annotated as HECT-domain-containing protein. Gene Ontology annotation, biological process: protein polyubiquitination; ubiquitin-dependent protein catabolic process. NCBI's taxonomy places the organism in Eukaryota, Fungi, Basidiomycota, Agaricomycetes, Corticiales, Punctulariaceae. The record is from RefSeq and is a predicted model, not a curated record. The transcript is spliced from 13 exons. Gene Ontology annotation, molecular function: protein binding; ubiquitin protein ligase activity. The coding region runs from base 9 to 3335 and encodes 1108 amino acids.